CAUGAUUGAUGAGGGUUAUAUUUUCCUGUGAUCUCCUUCCCUGAUUCCUGUUGGUUUGCGCUCUAUGUAAACUAACCAGGUGCUGAUUGAUGAAUCUGUAUUCUAAUACUGGGAUCCACCAUCAUGGAACAUUUUCACAGCUGUAUUGGGGGCUUCAGUUAUAGGUCAGUGUUACUCUCAUUGACAAGGUGAAAAACUGUUACUCAGUGUCAUUAAGGAUCAAAACCAGUUAUUGGAGUUUUGGUGCUAAUUCACGUGUGACCAACAAGUCGACUGAGAAGAACCAAACCUCAGAGGUCUACUGUACAUGCUGACUGGGGAGGAACAAAUGGAGUUUGAUGAAGUUGCAGUUUAUUUCUCGGAGGAGGAAUGGGGCUGUUUAACUGAAGAACAAAAAGAGCUUUAUAAGAAUGUGAUGAUGGAGAAUUACCAAACCCUCAGCUCUCUAGGAUAUGUUCAUAUGAAACCUUUACUUGUUACAAAGAUUGAACAUAGAGAGGAGCUGUGUGUGAGCAGUUUUCCAAUUACCAAAGGUGAAUUCACAAACUGCAGUAAUUCUAGUGCUGGUCAGACUGCAAAUGCUUCUUUCAGUCUUUUUAAAAAUCAAAGAAGCCACAUGGGAAAUGUAUGUUCUGACUGUGAAAAAAGUUUUACUUGGAAAACAAAUAUUGGUGAUCAUCAAAAAAUGCAUACAGGAAAGGAAGCAUUUUCAUGUGCUGAAUGUGGGAAGUGUUUUACUCAGAAAUCAACUCCUAUUAUGCAUCACAAAAAUCACACAAGAGAAAAAGCAUUUUCAUGUUCUGACUGUGGGAAAUGUUUUACAAAGAAAUCGAAUCUUAUUGAUCAUCAAAAAAUUCAUACAGGAGAGAAUACAUUUUCAUGUUCUGACUGUGGGAAAUGUUUUACUCGGAAAUCGAAUCUUAGUAGGCAUCAUAAGAUUCACACUGGAGAAAAAGGAUUUUCAUGUUCUGACUGUGGGAAAUGUUUUACUCAGAAAUCGAAUCUUAUUGAUCAUCAGAAAAUUCAUACAGGAGAGAAAGCAUUUUCAUGUUCUGACUGUGGGAAAUGUUUUACUCGGAAAUCAAAUCUUAUUGAUCAUCAAAAAAUUCAUACAGGAGAAAAUACAUUUUCAUGUUCUGACUGUGGGAAAUGUUUUACUCGGAAAUCAAAUCUUUUUGAUCAUCAAAAAAUUCAUUCAGGAGAGAAUGCAUUUUCAUGUUCUGACUGUGGGAAAUGUUUUACUCAGAAAUCAAAUCUUAUUAGGCAUCAUAAGAUUCACACUGGAGAAAAAGGAUUUUCAUGUUCUGACUGUGGGAAAUGUUUUACUCGGAAAUCGAAUCUUAUUGAUCAUCAAAAGAUUCAUACAGGAGAGAAAGCAAUUUCCUGUUUUGCGUCGGAAAAAAGGCUUAUUGAACAUCAGAAAAUUCAUACAUUAGAGAAAACAUUUUCAUGUUCUGAAUGUGGGAAAUGUUUCAUUCAUAAAAGAAGUCUUAUUGAUCAUCAGAAAAUUCACACAGGAGAAAAAGCAUUUUCAUGUUCUGAAUGUGGGAAAUGUUUUACUUGGAAAUCAAAUCUUGUUGAUCAUCAAAAAAUACAUACAGGAGAGAAAGCAUUUUCAUGUUCUGAAUGUGGGAAGUGUUUUACUCAGAAGUCAUCUCUUAUUAAGCAUCACAGAAUGCACACAGGAGAAAAAGUAUUUUCAUGUUCUGAGUGUGGAAAAUGGUUUGCGCAGAAAUUAGAUCUUAUUAGGCAUCAGAGAAUUCACACAGGAGAAAAAGCAUUUUCAUGUUCUGACUGUGGGAAAUGUUUUAAUCGGAAAUCAAAUCUUAUCGAUCAUCAAAAAAUUCAUACAGGAGAGAAUGCAUUUUCAUGUUCUGACUGUGGCAAAUGGUUUACUCAGAAAUCAACGCUAAUUACGCAUCAAAAAAUACACACAGGAGAAAAAGCAUUUUCAUGUUCUGAGUGUGGGAAAUGUUUUACUUGGAAAUCAAAUCUUAUUGCUCAUCAAAAAAAUCAUACAGGAGAGAAAGCAUUUUCAUGCUCUGAAUGUGGGAAAUGUUAUACUCAGAGAUCAUCUCUUAUUACGCAUCAAAAAAUUCACACAGAAAAAAAAGCAUUUUCAUGUUCUGUGUGUGGGAAAUGUUUUACUCAGAAAUCAACUCUUAUUACGCAUCACAAAAUUCACAAAGGAGAAAAAGCAUUUUCAUGUUCAGAGUGUGGGAAAUGUUUUACUUGGAAAUCAAAUCUUAUUUAUCAUCACAAAAUUCAUACAGGAGAGAAAGCAUUUUCAUGUUCUGUCUGUGGGAAAGUUUUUACUCGGAAAAUGGAUCUUAUUAGGCAUCAGAAAAUUCAUACAUGAAAGAAAGCAUCUUCAUGUUCUCACUGUGGUAAAUGUUGUAUUCAGAAAUCACAUCUUAUUAGACAUAAAAAAAAUAAUAUUAAAGGAAAUCAGAGCUCUUAAGUGCAGAGACACAUAGUCAUCAUCCGUACAAUGUCUAAAAUGCUGGUGAUGAUUCUGAUCCUCUUGAUGCUGUUUAAGGAUCCUUCUGCAUCUCAAGUGGUUAUGAGGUGGACCUGAAUGUUUUUCAUCCCCAGGGGUAUCUGGGGUCCCUAUAUAGCUUUGAAUAGUCAAGUGAUAUGGCACAAACUAAAUGUGCAUUUAUUUGAGUUUCAUGGACAGAUCAGAAGUAGAAAUAUACCCAAAGAAUUUAUAUGUUAAUAAAUCCUUCUUUAAAAUGUA
This is a messenger RNA of Bombina bombina (fire-bellied toad), 2740 nucleotides long. Its product is annotated as zinc finger protein 585A-like. Bases 308 to 2359 code for a protein of 683 amino acids. The transcript has 6 exons. Gene Ontology annotation, molecular function: RNA polymerase II cis-regulatory region sequence-specific DNA binding; DNA-binding transcription activator activity, RNA polymerase II-specific. The record is from RefSeq and is a predicted model, not a curated record. Gene Ontology annotation, cellular component: nucleus. Lineage: Eukaryota; Metazoa; Chordata; Amphibia; Anura; Bombinatoridae. Gene Ontology annotation, biological process: regulation of transcription by RNA polymerase II.